AUGAUAGAAACACUCUUGGGGCCACCUUUGGUGGAAAUUCGAAGGGCCGAAGAGGAAGAGGAAAGACUAACGGACGAGGUUCAGAAGUUGCAAAAUGCUGGUGCAAACAUGCCACCGGAUCUUAGAGCUACUGCAUUUCCUUCAAACAGAAGUGGAAGGUUGAGGAGUGGAAUGCUUCAUAAAAGUCCCGUCAAAAGUGGAAAUUUUUCGAUGCCACUUUCUAAGAAGUUUGAUGAUGGUGGGAUUGGGAAUGGUGGUGGAAUUACUAUUGAUCACUUGCAUAAGUUGAAUCCAAACAAUGUGUCUGCUUGGAAUAUGAAGAGGUUAAUGAAUAUGGUUCGUCACGGAGUACUUAGUACAUUGGAUGAACAUAUCCUUGAUUCCACUCCGGACGAUGAGCAUGCUACACAAAUCAGAAGUGAAAAUGAGGCUAAAGCAGCUGCCAAGAAAAUCUUUCAAAAUGUUACUUGCAGGUUUAUAUACCCCGAGGAAUUGAUUCGUUUUAUGCGAGAAGAUGAAACAGUUAAAACCUUAAAUCUCUUUGAAGGGGCAUCUGAUUCUGGAAAAAUCAGCAAAUCCACCUUGAAGAACUGGGUGGUGAAUGCGUUCAGGUAG
Molecule: messenger RNA, 615 nt
Organism: Lathyrus sativus (Indian pea)
Lineage: Eukaryota; Viridiplantae; Streptophyta; Magnoliopsida; Fabales; Fabaceae
Source: the annotation of a GenBank genome assembly